This is a messenger RNA of Lates calcarifer (barramundi perch), 4567 nucleotides long. RefSeq names its product potassium voltage-gated channel subfamily A regulatory beta subunit 2a (gene kcnab2a). The transcript has 14 exons. Gene Ontology annotation, biological process: transmembrane transport; regulation of action potential; regulation of potassium ion transmembrane transport. The record is from RefSeq and is a predicted model, not a curated record. The coding region runs from base 835 to 2031 and encodes 398 amino acids. Gene Ontology annotation, molecular function: voltage-gated potassium channel activity; potassium channel regulator activity; transmembrane transporter binding. Gene Ontology annotation, cellular component: cytoplasm; extrinsic component of cytoplasmic side of plasma membrane; juxtaparanode region of axon. NCBI's taxonomy places the organism in Eukaryota, Metazoa, Chordata, Actinopteri, Centropomidae.
GCACCGUGCUGCUUUAUGCUGAGCACAAGGCAUGCAGAUGUAAGUUUAAUCCAGACAACGGUCAGAGCCGGGAAGUGAAUAAGAGGCUGCCCUUUUGCUAACAUGCAGUAGUGUUCAGUAGAAUAUUUAGCCGCUGGAGCAACUGUCAAGGUGGGCUCAGAGGGGGAGAUGAGAACCUCCUGGAACUGUCUGUCGUGUGUUAUUCUCUCCAUCUCUUUGUGUGGAUUUCUGCAUUUCCACUCUUAAAGCUUGGUUGCAGGAGGUGUUAUCUCCAGCACUGAGCUCAGCUUUAAAAGGAAAUUGCAAGACUCUGCCUGUCAGCCUCUGAUGAGCCUCUGAUUAAUAGAUAAAGCGAGUGGAGGACAAGCGGAUGAAUCAAGGAAAAACUUGCAGAGGGAAAUUUCAAGCCCUGUUUUUUUUUUUUUUUUUUUUUGGGGGGGGGGACUGUAGAAGAUUCAGAUUUUUCUUUCAUUCACGACAUUGCACUGGAACUGCGUUUUAUGUCUGAAGUCUGCAGUGAUUGCAAAUUUGUUUCUCACUCCAGCUGAGGCAGAGAUGCUGUAAUGUUGUGCUUGGACUUGGACUUCCUUUGAGAGGAUUUUUCUUUCACUUGAUCAGCGGUCCUUCAGUGUUUGCUCUGCAGCUGCUCUUUUUUUUUUACUGAACAUAGUUAGUUGGUCGGUCAGUUGAGUGACUGGCAGUGAUUUCUAUCAGAGACACAGUUUUUGAGUCUGGAUUCAGGGUAACUGCAUCCAACAGUUGCUCUCUUGGUGGAUCCUCAGACUUUCUGCCUCUGGGAGUAUCUGCCAUCGGGGCAGACGGUCAAAAUCCAAGAUGCAGGUGUCACUAGUGUGCACGGACCAUCGUGGCGGGGUGAGCCGCAACACGGAGGACCGGCUAAACCGACAGAACGCUAACAGCCCCAACACAGGCACUCGCAGCAAGUUCAGAGCAGUGGCGAUGGUGGCGCGCAGUCUGGGACAACUCUCUGUUCAGAGUGUGCCUUCCUCCAGCGAGCAGAGCAUGAAGACUGGCAUGAAGUAUAGAAACCUUGGGAAGUCGGGCCUGCGGGUGUCCUGCCUUGGAUUAGGAACAUGGGUGACGUUCGGUGGACAGAUAACGGAUGAGAUGGCAGAGCAGCUGAUGACUCUGGCUUAUGAAAAUGGCAUCAAUCUGUUUGACACAGCGGAGGUCUACGCUGCUGGGAAGGCAGAGGUGGUGCUUGGAAACAUCAUAAAGAAGAAAGGAUGGAGACGUUCAAGUCUGGUGAUAACAACUAAGAUCUUCUGGGGUGGAAAAGCGGAGACUGAAAGAGGUUUAUCCCGAAAACACAUUAUAGAGGGUUUAAAAGCCUCCCUAGAAAGACUGCAGUUAGACUAUGUGGAUGUGGUUUUUGCGAACAGACCGGACCCUAAUACACCUAUGGAAGAAACGGUUCGAGCUAUGACCCAUGUGAUAAAUCAAGGCAUGGCCAUGUACUGGGGAACAUCCCGCUGGAGCCCGAUGGAGAUAAUGGAAGCGUACUCUGUGGCGCGACAGUUCAACCAGAUUCCUCCCAUCUGUGAGCAGGCUGAGUACCACAUGUUCCAGAGAGAGAAAGUUGAGGUGCAGCUACCUGAGCUCUUCCACAAGAUAGGUGUGGGGGCCAUGACAUGGUCGCCACUGGCCUGUGGGAUCAUCUCAGGGAAAUACGACGGCAGGGUGCCUCCCUACUCUCGGGCCUCUCUGAAGGGUUACCAGUGGUUGAAGGACAAGAUCUUGAGCGAGGAGGGCCGGCGUCAGCAGGCGAAGUUGAAAGAGCUGCAGGCAAUCGCGGAGCGGCUGGGCUGCACUCUGCCCCAACUCGCCAUCGCGUGGUGCCUACGGAACGAGGGGGUGAGCUCUGUCCUUUUAGGGGCAUCCAACACCGACCAGCUGAUGGAGAACAUAGGAGCGAUACAGGUUCUUCCAAAGUUGUCAUCCUCCAUCACACAUGAGGUGGACAGCAUCCUGGGGAACAAGCCGUACAGUAAAAAGGACUACCGCUCCUAACGCGCAGCACGGCCCCGCCCGGCAGGGCUGCACCCGGGCUGCAGCCGCAGCGCCCCACCUUUGCCUGAUCCUCUGUUUGCUUGAGCUUUUACUGAGUGAGACCCUGGCGCAUGAGUCUGGCCACACCAAGGCCACCCAGGGCACCUCAUUUAGAGUUACAGGGAUAAGAUAAGAAAAGGGGGAAAAAAAUACAGUCACCUCCACAGGAAAGGAAGGGAUUGACAAAGAAAGACAAAAGUGGAAGAAGGAUAUGCGCUCAUACUUAAAUCAGUUAUACAUUCAAUUCAGCUGAACGUAUUUUAAAACCGUAGAGAAAAAUACCUUUUUAAAAAAAUAAGCACACGCUUGCUUGGCAGCCAGAAUUCUUUUUAUUUUAUUUUUUAUUUUUGUUGCUUUUUUUCUAAAACUGAAUGCAACUAAAAGGAAGAUGAAGUUCAUACUGUAUGAGUUAAACGAGAACUACUCUGUUGCACAUGUACCAUAGCCAUGCAUUUGUUCCUGACGUUCUGUUUACAAACAGCUGUGUACUGUACGAGUCCGUUAAGGUUUCUCUGAAAGAAAAACUGUUUGUUUGUGUUGUUGACAUUAUCAGUGUACAGGCCUCGUCGUGGGCUUUAACAAUCAGCACUUUAGUCUUGUCAGUACAGGUGUUGGAGGGUAGUUUUAAGGAGGGGAGAGGAUGGGUAUUACAAUAGUUUUAUCUCACAGCUAUUGCACUAUUAGAAUCGUGUCGCCUCCUGAUAAUUCCCCCUCCUCAUCCUCCCUCUGUGUCUUCACUGGCAGUGCGUUUGUCCAACCUGAUGCUCAGACACUCCUGCUGUCUAAAGCGUGGCAGUGAUGUCCUGCGUUCGAUGGGGCUGAGAGGACGAGGGCUAACGACUGUCCUCUUGCCUGAGAUGCUCCUCCUCGUCCUGACCGGUGAACUGUCCACGAUGACGAGUCAGGAGCGCGGGCUGAUGUGUCCGGGCAACUGCCACUGAAGAGAUUAGCUAUUUAUUCACCCCUAACAGUAGGAACUGCAGUCGUGUUAAAUCAAAUGCAGCGUCCUGCUUCACUGUGUUACCCAGCCUCUGUUCUGUUGUUCAGGCUGAGGGCUUCCUGUACAGGAAGUGGUCAUAUCAGUGCUGGCUCCACAUCUCAUGGAAACUUCUCCUUGAUCAAAUUCUGUUCAAGUAUUUUUGCCUUAUUUACAGUUGCAUCAGACUGUGCUGCGGGCUUUGGCGUAGACGAGCGGCUCGACAGCUGUCCCUUUGGCCGACUGGUCUCCUGUCCCCAGUAAAAUGCGGGAACACUGACUGGUGGGAAGAGGCGGUGUUUCCAGUUAAUCAGUGAGUGGCAGCAGCUCAGGGAACGGAGCAGGUGGUUUUAGUCGUGUGUUGGCGUGCACAUGGUCAGGUGGUUGUAUUUACUCGUCUGUCUUUCUUUCAUGUGUGGACACUGGGGAGGACCAGUGACAUUUUAGUGUGGCUUGAGCCAAAGAUCUCCUUCUUCUUCUUCUAUUUGACGACACCUGAGUGUUUCACUCUCACUUCCCGCAAGAUUAUAGAGCUCAUCUUGACGCAUGUGCUGUCCAGCUUGUUAUCUAUCUAUGGUAUGGAGUUUACUCCAUAUAUAUCUUUACUUGACCAUGCUAUACUAGUUAACAAAUGUCCUUCAUAUACAGAAUGCAUAGUACAGAUAAAUGCUUUAGGAUCGUAAGGUUCGUUUCAGGCAACGUCCGACCUGAGACGUGUCAGAAGUAUUACUGCAGAAUUCGAUGCCACCCUAUAUCAUUCUUUCUCCUUUGGGUGCUCUCUUACUGUGAUUAAAGCACAAGUGGAUAGCAUGUGUUACAUCCUCAAAGCAUGGACUGUCUUCACCCAGCCUACAGUACCCACCGGGACAAGCAAGGUGAUGCUACUCCCCUUACUAACACGUGUAGAUAACAAAUCUUUACUAACAGCUGAAACUAUUGAUUCUUAGCAGAAAAGAAACACAAGUACAGAUUAAGAAAACUGUCAUAGUCGUGCGGAUGAUGAUACGAAUGAGAUGUAUGUGCUUCUCAGUUAAAAUGGAGGGGAUAAUGGAAGCGGGCGUCACUGUGGGAUUUGUGUGGAUGAGGUUUACAGUCUGCUCCUCUGAUUUUAACACAGUGAUUUAAUGUCUCUGCUGUUGAUCCUGUUUGUUUGUGUGUGUGGUGGUGGUGGGAGGUGGGACAGCUAAACUAAUCCAUUGCUUUAGCCUGCUGUAUUAGUUGAUCCCUGUAUAUGUUUGAUUUGCUGUGUCUUGUGUGUCUCAGUGAAUUUAACUGGCACAAGCCGAUGCUGUUUUCUCAGAAGAAGAAAAAAAAAUAAGCAAAGAAUAUUUAGUUCAUUAGUCUGUGGAGUUCCUGUGUCUUAAUAUUUUCAUCUGCAGGGAGUGGAGAGGAAAUCUGAGACUGAAAGGCAAAGUUUGACAUUUUGAGAAAACACGCUUAUUUUGUUUUCUUUGUUUUCUGGGUCAGAUGAGAGUCUGCUAGAUGUGAAGCUGCAGCCAGCAGCUGGCUAAUUUAGCUUAG